AUGAAACCUCCAUUUGUUGAUAUUGAAACUGCUUUAAAUUCCUUUAGAGAGAAUAAAUUCCUAAUUGUAAUGGAUCAUGAAUCUCGCGAGAACGAGGGUGAUAUUAUUUGUGCCGCCGCUAAUAUAACUACAGAACAAAUGGCAUUUUUAAUUAGACAUAGUUCAGGGUAUGUGUGUACUCCAAUGUCUAAUGCAAUUGCAGAUAAAUUAGACUUACCGUUAAUGUCAGAUUUAAAAUGUAAGGCUUAUGAUGAUGAUAGAUAUGGAACUGCUUAUACCAUCACUUGUGAUUACGCUCAUGGUACUACAACUGGGAUUUCUGCUAAAGAUAGGGCACUCACGUGUAACAAGUUAGCAGAUCCAGGCGUUUCAGCUGUUGAUUUCCUAAAACCAGGUCACGUUGUUCCUCUAAGAGCUAAGGAUGGCGGUGUUCUAGAUAGAGAUGGCCACACUGAGGCAGCUGUGGAACUAUGCAAAUUGGUAGGAUUACCAGAAGUAGGAGUUAUUUGUGAGCUUGUGAGGGAUGAGGAUGGAUUAAUGAUGGGAUUGGAUGAUUGUAAGGAGUUUGGGAAAAAGUACGGUAUUGAAAUGAUCACUAUUCCUCAACUGCAAGCUUAUGUGCGUGAGAGGCAAAAGAAUAACACUAAUGCCUGA
Eremothecium sinecaudum is the source of this 654-nucleotide messenger RNA. RefSeq names its product 3,4-dihydroxy-2-butanone-4-phosphate synthase RIB3 (gene RIB3). The transcript has a single exon. NCBI's taxonomy places the organism in Eukaryota, Fungi, Ascomycota, Saccharomycetes, Saccharomycetales, Saccharomycetaceae. Gene Ontology annotation, biological process: riboflavin biosynthetic process; aerobic respiration. Gene Ontology annotation, cellular component: cytosol; mitochondrial intermembrane space. The record is from RefSeq and is a predicted model, not a curated record. Bases 1 to 654 code for a protein of 217 amino acids. Gene Ontology annotation, molecular function: 3,4-dihydroxy-2-butanone-4-phosphate synthase activity.